GGUUUGACAGUUCGUGUUGAAUGUUUACUUGUUUACAUCUUUGUUUUCCUCCGUGCGGGCGCUUGCAAAUUUCGGAAGAAAGUGAAAUUCUAUGCACUUGAGAACUGUUCCGCUGUGUGCUUGAACCGAAAAUCCGCAACAUAAUUGCUUGGUAAUAGUAACAUCAAUUGCAAAACUGUGUUCACAUCGAGACGAAGCGGCGUACUGUUCCGUUGUGCAAAAGUUGCCACGAAAGCUACCACAGCGCGUUGCAUUUGUGUACGCAGAGUGUUUGUUUAUCCCUUGCUGCGAUACACACUUGCGUCGUGUGCGUUGUCUAAACAAUCGAGAGCGUCGUGUUUCAUCAACCGGCCCUGCCUCCCCCAACCAGUCCACCACCCAUCGACCACUCCCCGGCCAAGUGCAACAAGUAGCCAAAAGGGAGCCGUGGUACAAGAAGCGGUGGGCCCCCUAUCUUCGGGAGCUGGCGUAAAAAUAGCAUUUUCCGUUCGUUCGCUUCGUUCGGGACGGGGGUUUCGUGAGCAACGACGCAGGCAGUGACAAGGUCUUUCUGACUGCAUUCCCAUCUUGCUGAACCACCACAACACAGGCACAACACACGCUAAGCAUCGCAUCGGAACAUCCCCCCCUCUGCCGCUGCUGCACCAAAACACGCUGCUGUGUGGGGAAGCGAGGACGGUACGGACGUGUCGUCGCGUAGGUUUUCGGUUCGUGCGUACACACAGCACCAGUCGGGAAAAUUACGCUGUGGCAAGUGGUUCUGCGGCGCACGAUUAUGGUGGGACAGCGAAAGUUUCAGCUGAGCGAGGUUGCCGCCCUCCAGCGGGACCAUGUGAAGAUCCGCGAUCCGGCCCGCGUCGAGCUGAUGCUGAACGAGCUGGUAGUGGGCGGCACAGAGAAGCUGCAGGUGGUGACCGAUUUCGAUUACACAAUCACCAAGCAGCGUCUCAGCAACGGCGAGAAGGUGCUGACAAGCUUCGGCAUGUUCAACGAGUGCAAAUCGAUCCCGCAGGACGUGAUACUGGAGCAGCGCAACCUGUACCACAAGUACCGCCCGAUCGAGAUCGAUCCGCACAUGGAGCACGAGGAGAAGGUGGGCUACAUGAUCGAAUGGUGGGCCAAAACGGGCGAUCUGCUAAAAGGCUUCAAGCUACCCCAGGAAGACAUCGACGAGGUGGCCAAACGGUACAAAGACGGGCUGCGCGAUGGAACGCACGAUAUGUUCAAGGAGCUGCACGAGCUAAACGUACCGUGUCUCGUCUUUUCCGCCGGACUCGGCAACUGUGUAUCGUCGGUGUUGAAGCACGCCAACGUCAUGUACCCCAAUGUAAAGCUAGUGUCUAAUUUCCUGCAAUUCAGCGAAAAUGGGCUGCUAAACGGUUUGCAGGACCCAAUGAUUCACACCUUCAACAAAAAUGAAACCGUCCUCGACGGUACCGAGUACUACGAAAUCGUGCACUCGCGGGACCACGUUAUAGUGAUGGGCGAUUCGUUGGGAGAUGCCGGAAUGGCUAGCGGUGUGCCAUCAUCGUCACACAUCCUAAAGAUAGGCUUUCUUUUCGAUCACCCGGAACUUAAUCUACCUCGAUACAUGGAUGCGUUCGACAUUGUGCUGGUGGACGAUCAAACGAUGGACAUCCCGAGAGCCAUCGUGGACAUGGUGAGGAAGCAAUCGCACGAGUAGUGAACGCCGCAGAACGAGAAAGCACGAAAUUGCAUUCGAAUGGUUGGUUGCAUAGUUUCGGUGGUUCCCUUUUCGUUGAAACGCGACCAUCAUCAUCACAACGCCAUUGUCGCUGGAGCGACCGGCACCGACAUCCGGCCUUGGUUGACUUAAUUACACAACAACGUUACUCCACUGCCGAGCAUACGUCUUACAUUAAUGUGUUUUUAUUUUUUACUUUUUUGCGAAGGACAAACGUUCCUUUUGUUUCACUAGAGUGAUUGUGAUCCGUUUUUGCCAGGGAGAAGAGUUUGGUGUGUAUCGAUAAACUUAACCGUUGUUGCUUUGGUUCCGUUUUGUUAACGACCCCGUACUUUACUGGCAUCUUGCAUUAGCAUAUUCGAGUGUUACAGCUGCAGAUAGAACUUCCGCUCGGAGUAACAUUCGAAUUUAAGCAAAGAAAUAUAAACUUCCCGGACAAACAUUGUGCGUGUGCGUUA
Molecule: messenger RNA, 2163 nt
Organism: Anopheles stephensi (Asian malaria mosquito)
Lineage: Eukaryota; Metazoa; Arthropoda; Insecta; Diptera; Culicidae
Gene: cN-IIIB
Product: 7-methylguanosine phosphate-specific 5'-nucleotidase
Exons: 4
Coding region: 776-1684 (302 amino acids)
Biological process (GO): lipid metabolic process
Cellular component (GO): cytoplasm
Molecular function (GO): 5'-nucleotidase activity; magnesium ion binding; lipase activity
Source: RefSeq, a predicted model, not a curated record